AUGGACCCGGGCGCGGGGGCCGCGACGGGAGAGGGGCCGCCCGCGCCCCGGCCCCGCCGCCGUCGCCGCCGCUCCCUGCGUCGCCUGUUCAGCCGCUUCCUGCUGGCGCUGGGCAGCCGCUCCCGCCCGGGAGCCUCGCCGCCCCGGCCGCGGCCCCAGCCGGGACCCCGCGAUGGCGACGGGGACGGCGAGGGGGGCUUCGCCUGCGCGCCGGGCCCCGCCCCGGCCGCGCGCGGGAGCCCCGGGGAGGAGCGCCCGCCUGGCGCCCAGCCCCAGCCCCCCGCCGGCGACGGCGCGCGGCCCCCGGGCGCGCAGGGCUUGAAGAACCACGGCAACACCUGUUUCAUGAACGCCGUGGUGCAGUGUCUCAGCAACACCGACCUACUGGCCGAGUUCCUGGCGCUGGGGCGCUAUCGGGCGGCGCCGGGCCGCGCCGAGGUCACCGAGCACCUGGCGGCGCUGGUGCGCGCGCUCUGGACGCGCGAGUACACGCCCCAACUUUCCGCCGAGUUCAAGAAUGCUGUUUCCAAGUAUGGCUCUCAGUUCCAAGGCAAUGCCCAGCACGACGCCCUGGAGUUCCUGCUCUGGUUGCUGGAUCGGGUGCACGAGGACUUGGAGGGCUCGUCCCGAGGACCAGGGUCCGAGAAGCCUCAGCCUGAAGCCAGCAGAACCCCCGAGAACCUCCCGUCACCAUCGGCUCAGCUUUCUCUAGGCCAAAGCUUUGUGCAGAGCCACUUUCAAGCACAAUAUAGAUCUUCCUUGACCUGUCCCCACUGCCUGAAACAGAGCAACACCUUCGACCCCUUCCUGUGUGUGUCACUCCCCAUCCCCCUGCGCCAGACGAGAUUCUUGAGCGUCACCUUGGUCUUCCCCUCUAAGAACCAGCGGUUCCUGCGGGUGGGCCUGGCCGUGCCGAUCCUCAGCACAGUGGCAGCCCUGAGGAAGAUGGUUGCAGAGGAAGGCGGCGUCCCUGCGGAUGAGGUGAUCUUGGUUGAACUGUGUCCCAGUGGGUUCCAGCGGUCUUUCUUUGAUGAAGAGGACCUGAAUACCAUUUCAGAGGGAGAUAACGUGUAUGCCUUCCAUGCGCCCCCACCACCUGGCCAGAAGAUGCUCUCAGCUCAUCCAUCUGGUCUGUCGGUCUCCCCACGCUUGGCAGCCCGUGAGGGUCCACAGUCGUCCCUGCCCGUCCAUAGCGAGAACAAGGUGCUAGUCCUCUUCUGUAACUUGGUGGGGUCAGGGCAGCAGGCCAGCAGGUAUGUAUAACCUCAUCUCCUUCGUGAUGUCUGGGCUGUUGCAGUCAACACGAUGCUGACCCACUGUCUCUGUUUGAUGUCUCGUCAGAACCCGGGAUCUCUGUUCUCCGUCCGGGUUGUGGGGCUUUCUCUGGCUUGCGGCUACUUAUCCCCACAGGACAGCCGUCCCCUCUGUCACUGGGCAGUGGACAGGGCUCUGCACCUCAGGAGGCCAGGGGGCCCCCCCCACGUCAAACUGGCCGUGGAGUGGGACAGCUGUGCCAAGGAGCGCCUGUUCGGGAGCCUCCAGGAGGAGCGGGUGCAGGACGCAGACAGUGUGUGGCAGCAGCGGUGGGUCCACCAGCAGCACAGCUGUACCUUGGACGAGUGUUUUCAGUUCUACACCAAGGAGGAGCAGCUGGCUCAGGACGAUGCGUGGAAGUGUCCGCACUGCAAGGCCCUCCAGCAGGGCAUGGUGAAGCUGAGCCUGUGGACCCUGCCGGACAUCCUCAUCAUCCACCUCAAGAGGUUCUGUCAAGUGGGCGAGAGAAGGAACAAGCUGUCCACGCUGGUGAAGUUUCCGCUCUCUGGCCUCAACAUGGCUCCCCACGUGGCCCAGAGAAGCACCAGCCCCCCGCCUGUGACGGGCCCCUGGCCCCCCUGGAAGCCCCCGGCCUGCCUCCCUGCCGGCUACCCGCUGGACUUCCUAUACGACCUAUAUGCCGUCUGCAACCACCACGGCAGUCUGCAAGGUGGGCAUUACACAGCCUACUGCCGGAACUCUCUGGAUGGCCGGUGGUACAGUUAUGAUGACAGCACGGUAGAGCCGCUCCCAGAGGAUGAGGUCAAUAGCCGAGGGGCUUACAUCCUAUUUUAUCAGAAACGGAACAGCAUCCCUCUCUGGUCAGCCAGCAGCUCCCUGAGAGGCUCUACCAGUUCCUCCUUCUCUGAUCACUGGCUCCUUCGGCUGGAGAGUGAUCACAGCAGUGCCCGGGGAAGCCUGCUGUCCUGGAGCUCCAGCCCCGGCCCCUCCCGGCCCCAGGAGCUGGACCCUCCCAUCUUCACCACCAGCCUCUCCGAUCAGGAAAAGGGAGGGUUGGAGUCCAGGCCUCUGGUACGGGGUGUACGAGGCCGAAGCAUCAGCAUGAAGGAGCCGACCCCUUCCAGAGCCAAGCAGGGGGCCUUCAAGACCAUGCCCCUCCGAUGGUCUUUCAGACCCCGGGAGAAACCACUGGGUGCAUCUGCCGAGCUGGUGGAGUAUUUGGAGUCCAGGCGGAGACCCCGAUCCACAAGCCAGUCCAUCGUGCCACUGUUGACGGGCGCUGCUGGCGAGGACGUGGAGUCAGAUGCCACCGGCUCUGCUAAGGGUGAAGGUGGUGGGCGAGCCACCGAGAGAGCACUGGCCGGAGUGCCCUGUCCCUCGGGCCACCCCAGCCACUGUGCCGCCCCUGGAGUCCCAGAUGGUCUAAACGCAGCGAGGAAAGCCAAGGAGCAUGCAAGUCAGGAGAUCAUGCUCCCCAAACAGUUUGACCUGCCCCUCGGCAUGAUGCCCUCAGCGGGGACUGACAGACGAGCUCGGCCUGAGGGCCAGAAGACGGCGAACUGGGAGGGAAGUGGCCCAGCAGGGAGCUGUGGCAGGGCACCCUCCCCCGCCAAGGAGCCUCUGGGUGCCGCGGCAUUAUCUAGAAACAGCGCAGACAAGCGCCAGAAUACCUUAGCCAGGACGAGGGCCAGUGUGGAGGCCAGAGACCCUGAGACAGACAGACUCCCACAGGGGACCCUCACCCUUCUGAGAUCUGUGUUCUGGAAGAAGGAGAACAAGCAUGACAAGGCGGAGGUGGCCCUCCGGGCGUCCCCAGGGCCCCUGGUGAGCGGCAGGCUGAGCCUGGCUGUGGAUGAGCACGCCCGAGGCUCCUCUCCUUCCUUCCAGAUCCGAGGGAGCCUGGCCGGGGCCCCUGCCAACCUCCAGGAGAGGGACAUCUGGUCAGCCCCCAGCUCUCUCCGCCUCCCUCGCAAAGCCAGCAGGCCCACGAGGGCCAGUGCCCUGGGUCCGUCACAGAGGACGGCUCCCGGGGACCACACUCCUUUUGACACCUUGCAGAAGGUGAAAUACCACACACUUUCCUUAAGCCGGAAGAAAACGUUACCCGAGUCCAGUUUCUGA
Messenger RNA from Callorhinus ursinus (northern fur seal), 3396 nucleotides. It is a transcript of the gene USP43, whose product is annotated as ubiquitin specific peptidase 43. NCBI's taxonomy places the organism in Eukaryota, Metazoa, Chordata, Mammalia, Carnivora, Otariidae. The record is from RefSeq and is a predicted model, not a curated record. Gene Ontology annotation, biological process: protein deubiquitination. Gene Ontology annotation, molecular function: cysteine-type deubiquitinase activity.